AUGACCGAACAAUACUCCGUUGCAGUUGGCGAAGCGGCCAACGAGCACGAAACCGCUCCAAGAAGAAAUAUCAGGGUGAGAGAUCAACCUUUAACUAGACCCAUAAACUCAUCUGCAUCGACGCUGUACGAAUUUGCCCUGGAAUGUUUUACCAGAGGUGGCAAAAGAGAUGGUAUGGCGUGGAGAGAUAUUAUCGAUAUACAUGAGACAAAGAAAACUAUAGUCAAGAGAGUAGACGGAAAGGAUAAGCCUAUCGAAAAGACAUGGUUGUACUACGAACUGAGCCCUUACAAAACCAUGACCUAUGAGGAAAUGAUCUGCGUGAUGCACAACAUUGGCCGUGGGCUGAUAAAGGCUGGUGUCAAGCCCAGUGGUGAGAACAAGUUGCACAUUUUUGCCUCUACUUCCCAUAAAUGGAUGAAAACUUUUCUUGGUUGCAUGUCUCAAGGUAUUCCCGUGGUCACUGCAUACGACACUUUGGGUGAAAGUGGUUUGAUUCACUCCAUGGUGGAAACGGAGUCCGUCGCGAUUUUCACCGAUAACCAGCUGUUGUCCAAAUUGAUAGUGCCCUUGAAAACCGCCAAGGACAUUAAAUUUGUCGUUCACAGCGAACCCAUCGAUCCUAGUGACAAAAGACAAAAUGGUAAGCUUUAUCAAGCUGCCAAGGAUGCUGUUGACAAGAUAAAAGAAGUGAGACCAGACAUACAAAUUUACAGUUUUGAUGAAAUCAUUGAGAUAGGUGAAAAGGCCAAAGAUGAAGUUGAAUUGCAUUUCCCCAAGCCGGAAGAUCUGGCCUGUAUCAUGUACACUUCAGGCUCCACUGGUACACCAAAGGGUGUGGUAUUGACACAUCAUAACAUUGUUGCUGGUAUCGGUGGUGUGGGACACAACGUCAUCGGAUGGAUUGGCGAAACAGACCGUAUCAUUGCAUUCUUGCCAUUGGCUCACAUUUUUGAGUUAACCUUUGAAUUCGAAGCCUUCUACUGGAAUGGUAUUCUGGGUUACGCCACCGUCAAGACUUUAACACCAACUUCCACAUAUAACUGCCAGGGUGAUCUGAUGGAGUUCAAACCCACCGUAAUGGUCGGUGUCGCAGCAGUUUGGGAAACAGUGAGAAAGGGUAUCUUGGCUAAGAUCAAUGAAUUGCCCGGCUUGUCCCAAAAGAUAUUUUGGACUGUCUAUGCUUUGAAAGAAAGAAAUCUGCCAUGCAGCCACUUUUUGAGUGGAUUGAUCUUCAAGAGAAUCAGAGAAGCCACUGGUGGACAGUUGAGAUUUAUUUUAAACGGUGGAUCCGCAAUCAGCAUAGAUGCUCAGAAAUUCCUCUCCAAUGUCCUGUGUCCUAUGCUCAUUGGAUACGGGCUAACCGAAGGUGUAGCCAAUGCUUGCGUUUUAGAACCUGACCACUUCGAUUAUGGUAUUGCCGGUGAUCUUGUCGGAUCCAUUACUGCUAAGUUAGUAGAUGUCGAAGAUUUAGGUUAUUUUGCAAAAAAUAAUCAAGGUGAAUUGCUCCUUAAGGGUGCACCCAUCUGUUCCGAAUACUAUAAGAACCCUGAAGAAACUGCCGCGGCCUUUACCGAUGAUGGCUGGUUCCGUACCGGUGAUAUUGCUGAAUGGACCCCUAAGGGACAAGUGAAAAUCAUUGAUAGAAAGAAGAAUUUAGUCAAGACCUUAAAUGGUGAAUACAUUGCAUUGGAAAAACUAGAAUCCAUUUACAGAUCAAAUUCUUAUGUCCAAAACAUUUGCGUUUAUGCUGAUGAAAAUAAGGUUAAACCAGUCGGUAUUGUGGUCCCUAACCUGGGGCCUUUAUCUAAAUUGGCUGUCCAAUUAGGUGUAAUGGUGCCUGGUGAAGAUAUUGAAAGCUAUAUCCACGAAAAGAAACUUCAAGACGCAGUUUGUAAAGAUAUGCUUGAAACUGCCAAAUCUCAAGGCCUCAACGGUAUUGAAUUGUUAUGCGGUAUUGUUUUCUUUGAAGAAGAAUGGACUCCUGAAAACGGGCUUGUCACAUCAGCCCAGAAAUUAAAGAGAAGAGAUAUCUUGGCCAUUGUCAAACCGGACGUGGAAAGAGUUUACAAAGAAAACACUUAA
Saccharomyces mikatae IFO 1815 is the source of this 2085-nucleotide messenger RNA. It is a transcript of the gene FAA4, whose product is annotated as long-chain fatty acid-CoA ligase FAA4. The record is from RefSeq and is a predicted model, not a curated record. Gene Ontology annotation, molecular function: long-chain fatty acid-CoA ligase activity. Gene Ontology annotation, biological process: long-chain fatty-acyl-CoA metabolic process; long-chain fatty acid metabolic process. The transcript has a single exon. Lineage: Eukaryota; Fungi; Ascomycota; Saccharomycetes; Saccharomycetales; Saccharomycetaceae. Bases 1 to 2085 code for a protein of 694 amino acids. Gene Ontology annotation, cellular component: lipid droplet; endoplasmic reticulum; plasma membrane.